Episyrphus balteatus (marmalade hoverfly) is the source of this 2050-nucleotide messenger RNA. RefSeq names its product transferrin. Gene Ontology annotation, cellular component: recycling endosome; early endosome; extracellular region. The transcript has 9 exons. Gene Ontology annotation, biological process: iron ion transport. The coding region runs from base 66 to 1973 and encodes 635 amino acids. The record is from RefSeq and is a predicted model, not a curated record. Lineage: Eukaryota; Metazoa; Arthropoda; Insecta; Diptera; Syrphidae.
CUAUAUAAAGGAACCAGAUUUUAAGUUGAAGUCAUCAGUCGAUUCGUGUUCAACUUAACGACAAGAUGUUUGCUUUAAAAUUAAUUCAAACCGUUCUAGUUCUAGCCUUAGCGGCUGUGUGUUGUUGUUCAGCUGGUUCUGUCCAAAAUGAACAAAUUUACAAAAUGUGCGUUCCUGAAAAGUUCUACCAGGAUUGCUUGGAUCUUUUGAAAGAUCCAUCUGAAGCUGGUAUCCAUAUGGAAUGUGUAAAAGGACGUGAUCGUUUAGAAUGUUUAGAUUUAAUCAAUCAACGUAAAGCUGAUGUCUUAGCUGCCGAUCCAGAGGAUAUGUAUGUGGCUUAUCACAAGAAAAACGAAGAUUACAAAGUCAUUUCGGAAUUUAGGACACAAGUUGAAAAAGAUGCCGAAUUCCGUUAUGAAGGUGUAAUUUUAGUGAAGAAAAACUCCAACAUUCACAGCUUGAAGGAGCUUCAAGGUGCCAAAUCUUGCCAUACUGGUUAUGGAAGAAAUGUUGGCUACAAAAUCCCAAUUACAAAAUUGAAGAAUACUGGAAUUUUGAAAGUAUCCAUGGACCCUAAGCUCUCAUCUACUGAACGUGAACUCAAGGCAUUAUCUGACUUCUUCUCACAAUCUUGCUUAGUCGGAACUUUGUCACCACAACCUGAAAUUAAUCAAGCUUUGAGGAAAAAGUAUUCAAACUUGUGCGCCUUGUGUGAAGACCCUGUUAAGUGUAACUAUCCUGACAAAUUCUCUGGCUAUGAUGGUGCUAUUCGUUGUUUGGACAAAGGCAAGGGUGAUGUUGCCUUCACUAAGACCUCUUUCAUCAAGAAAUACUUUGGAAUGAUUGCUGGAACAGCUGGUGAAAGUACUGAUGCUGCCAACUUUGAAUACCUUUGUGAAGAUGGAACUCGUCGACCAAUUACUGGACCAGCUUGCUCAUGGGCUCAACGUCCAUGGAAGGGAUAUAUCAGUAACACUGAUACUGUUAAGGAAAAGGCAGCUCUAGAACGUCUUCAGACACGUCUUGAGAAAUUCUUUGAAAAUGGUUUGAAGGCUGAAAAUAAAAAAGCUGCAUCUGAUCUUUUGAUCGAACCUGAUCUAGUCUAUCACAAUAAGGAAAAGGUUGUUGAUCCUAAGGAAUACUUGGAACGCGCUGGAUACAAAGAUGUUAUUGAACGUGAUGGAAGUGCAAUUAAUAAGAUUAGAUUGUGUGUAGGUCAAGAUAUUGAAAUGAAGAAAUGCAAGGCUAUGCUUCGUGCUGCUUACUCUCGGGACAUCCGGCCAGAGCUUGAGUGUGUUUUGAUGGAUGAUUGUGUUAAGGCUGUUAAGGAAAGCAAGGCUGAUGCAACAGUGGUUAAACCAGGUCAAAUUCAGACAGCUCGUGAUCAACAUUUACAGCCUUUGGCCUACGAAAGCAUUAUGGAUAACAAGGUUUAUGUUGUUGUAGUUGAUCCAAGCCUUUCCAAGGAUGUUCUAAUGAAGAGUCCUGUCAAAUUCGAUGCAAAUCAAGAUCGUGCUCGUGCUGCUGCAGCUUUAUUGAACAAAAAACGUGGCAAGAGUCCAUGUGAAGCUCAAUCUAGCCCAAAUGACAAAAUGAUGAUUGUCAAGGCUAAUGAAUUAGAUAGUCACAAGAAUAUGCAACUUUUGUGUCCCAACAUGGAAAAGAAACCAAUUACUGAAGCAGCUACAUGCAACUUUGAGGCAGCUAUGCCAAGAACUGUAAUGGUUCGUGAGGGUAUGGAUAAAAUUGAAAAGGAUAAUAUUGUUCAUGUGUGCAGUUUGUUGUCGGAGAAAUUUGGUGGUGUUGGUAAAUUGAAUGAUGUUUUUGAGAUGUUUGGCGAAUUUGAGGAGGGAAAGAGAAAUGUCAUUUUUAAUGAUGAUGGAAAAUCACUUGAGACUGAAUGGAAGAAUACCAAUGUUGAUGAAAAGACUGCAAUGGAACUUCGUUGUGGUAAUGCUAUUUCAAAAUCUUAAAUUUUGAAAAAAUAACCAACGAUUACGAAUUUUAUGUGAAAAGCUUUAUUUUUAAUUAAAAAAUUGUUCAAAAAAUA